GCCCAGCGAGGGCCGGGCUGCGGGGGCGCCCGCCCGGGAUGUGAGCGCCGAGCGCGCCGGGCGGGGAGGGCGGGCAGGGCGGCAGGAAGGACGCGCGGACGGGAGGAGGAGCGGCGCCGAGCCGGAAGGCGGGAGGCGCGUCCGUUGGGCCCGCGGCGCGGCCGGCCAGCCGCCUCGUCGCUCGGGCGGGAGCGGGGCCCGCGCCUCCUCCCGGGCGCCGCGGGGAGGAAGAUGGAGACGCACAUCUCGUGCCUGUUCCCCGAGCUGCUGGCCAUGAUCUUCGGCUACCUGGACGUGCGCGACAAGGGGCGCGCGGCGCAGGUGUGCACGGCCUGGCGGGACGCCGCCUACCACAAGUCGGUGUGGCGGGGGGUGGAGGCCAAGCUGCACCUGCGCCGGGCCAACCCGUCGCUGUUCCCCAGCCUGCAGGCCCGGGGCAUCCGCCGGGUGCAGAUCCUGAGCCUGCGCCGCAGCCUCAGCUACGUGAUCCAGGGCAUGGCCAACAUCGAGAGCCUCAACCUCAGCGGCUGCUACAACCUCACCGACAACGGACUGGGCCACGCGUUCGUGCAGGAGAUCGGCUCGCUGCGCGCCCUCAACCUGAGCCUCUGCAAGCAGAUCACCGACAGCAGCCUGGGCCGCAUAGCCCAGUACCUCAAGGGCCUGGAGGUGCUGGAGCUGGGCGGCUGCAGCAACAUCACCAACACCGGCCUCCUGCUCAUCGCCUGGGGCCUGCAGCGCCUCAAGAGCCUUAAUCUCCGCAGCUGCCGCCACCUCUCGGACGUGGGCAUCGGGCACCUGGCCGGCAUGACGCGCAGCGCGGCCGAGGGCUGCCUGGGCCUGGAGCAGCUCACGCUGCAGGACUGCCAGAAGCUCACGGAUCUGUCCCUGAAGCACAUCUCCCGGGGGCUGACGGGCCUGAGGCUCCUCAACCUCAGCUUCUGCGGAGGCAUCUCGGACGCAGGCCUCCUGCACCUGUCGCACAUGGGCAGCCUGCGCAGCCUUAACCUGCGCUCCUGCGACAACAUCAGUGACACGGGCAUCAUGCAUCUGGCCAUGGGCAGCCUGCGCCUCUCGGGGCUGGAUGUGUCCUUCUGUGACAAGGUGGGGGACCAGAGCCUGGCUUACAUAGCGCAGGGGCUGGACGGCCUCAAGUCCCUUUCCCUCUGCUCCUGCCACAUCAGCGACGACGGCAUCAACCGCAUGGUGCGGCAGAUGCACGGGCUGCGCACACUCAACAUCGGGCAGUGUGUACGCAUCACGGACAAGGGCCUGGAGCUGAUCGCCGAGCACCUGAGCCAGCUCACCGGCAUCGACCUGUACGGCUGCACCCGCAUCACCAAGCGCGGCCUGGAGCGCAUCACGCAGCUGCCCUGCCUCAAGGUACUCAACCUGGGCCUCUGGCAGAUGACGGACAGUGAGAAGGUCAGGUGAGGGCGGCAGCACCAACUCCCCCGGCCCCGCCCUGUUCGUCCUCCUGCCACUGCCGCGGCCCCCCGCGCUCACUCGACACGCACACGUAGACCCAGAGCAUUGCCGCGGACGCGGUGGGGGCCGUGACGCGGAGCCCCAGGCUCGUCCUCCCCUCCCCCUCCCCCCCGUUGCGUCCGGGGUCCCUCCGCCACCCACACCCACACCCUCUCCUUUUCCCCGAGGAUGCGGAGAUGGACUCGCCACCCACCAGCCACUCCUCCCAGCAGGGGUUUGGAGAACGGAUUGAGCUACUGUAUCCCCGCCGCGCUGCAUUUGGAAACGGGGGGUGGGGAGUGACCAGUCCUUUCAGCCCUGGGGAGUUGGGGAAAAUGUCUGCCUUCACUUAAGCUUUCAUUUGAAUACUGUGAUCUGGUUUUUAUUUCGAAACGUAUAAAAGCAAACCCAACUACAACGGCCUUUUCACCCUUCUUCCACUUCGUAACUAAUCGCAGUCUCUCCUCAUCAGUCCUUUGACAGUACUCUGCCACUCACGCUCAUUUCAUUUGUAUUGUCUUUCUUUUUUUAUUUUUUGAAGAAAGUUGACAUCAUGGUCUCUUUUUUUUUUUCUGCUGAGUAUAGUCUAUAUAUUAUAUAUAUAUAAAUUAUAUAUAUAUAUGUGUGUGUGUACAUAUAUAUACAUAUAUAUAUAUAUGGGUGUGUGUGUGUGUGUGUAUGUCUGGCUACCUCGUUUUAGUUUACUUUUUUCUCUGAAGCCCUGGAGUUCUACAAGAGAGAUAUUUUGAGACUGAAACAUUUUUGUGCCUAGACUGGAAAGAUGCCCAUCGGGUUUGUACAUCUUUUUUGUUUUGGCUUCUUCCCAAACCCCAUCCACCCCGUGUAUCCCACUUCACAUUCUGGCUCUGCUUUCCUUUUUCUCCUUGUCCAUAGGGAUUUGAGGGCCCAGCCGUGAUCCUAAAUCUUGACUUAAUUUAUAGCACACAUGUGUGGGAGACAUGAGAGUUGGACUGUUUUGUUUUUUGGGUUUUUUUUUGUCUGUUUGUUUGAGAUGCAGAUUGUGUCUUGAAAAUGAUGAUUAAAUAUGCAGAUUCUGCCCUGCCCUCACCCUCUUGCAAGUUUCCCCACGAAAAGGUCACACAGCGAGGGUUCCUGUUGGGAGCAGAGGAGCCGAGUUGGCUUCCAGAGCCCCCGGGGCUGUAAUGUGAAGGGAAGGAGACUGAAAUUCAUGUCUUAUCUCUGUUCUGUUAAUAAAACGGGAGUUUGUGGGUUUUUAAAAAUUCUGUUUCUAAAUGGAGGAGUAGAUGCCUUUCUUUAUUUUGAUGGGGGUUGGGACUUGUGGCUUUAAAAAAAAAAAAUCACUUUUGUGUAGGAUGUACAUUUUUGUUGGAUUUUUUUUGGUUUAUUUUUUUUUAGAAUCCUCCACAGCAACAUGCGAGACCAUGGAGUUAAAGAAACCCAGAGACCUUUAUCAGUUAAUUGUACUGUUUGUGAAUUUGUAUAAAUAAUAACAAAGAUCCUCUUAAAACAUUUAUAUUCUUACAGUAAAAGGUUAAACUGAUAUUUAUAUAAUAAAAGAGGAAAUAUGAAGUAUGUUUUUGAAAAAAA
Eubalaena glacialis (North Atlantic right whale) is the source of this 3036-nucleotide messenger RNA. It is a transcript of the gene FBXL14, whose product is annotated as F-box and leucine rich repeat protein 14. Gene Ontology annotation, molecular function: protein binding. The transcript has a single exon. Gene Ontology annotation, biological process: SCF-dependent proteasomal ubiquitin-dependent protein catabolic process. NCBI's taxonomy places the organism in Eukaryota, Metazoa, Chordata, Mammalia, Artiodactyla, Balaenidae. The record is from RefSeq and is a predicted model, not a curated record. The coding region runs from base 232 to 1434 and encodes 400 amino acids. Gene Ontology annotation, cellular component: SCF ubiquitin ligase complex.